GGGCCGGACGGAGGGGGCGGGGAUUUGUUUAGCCGCUCCCCCUCCCGCCAGGCCCCGCCCCGCUGCGGGGGAAGAUGGCGGCGGCGCGGGCCAGCGUGGUGCUGCGGCGGGGAGCGCGGGGGUACUCGCGGGACGCCGAGGGCAGCUGGUUCCGCUCCCUCUUCGUGCACAAGGUGGACCCCCGCAAGGACGCCCACUCCAACCUCCUCUCCAAGAAGGAGACCAGCAACCUGUACAAGAUCCAGUUUCACAACGUGAAGCCGGAGUGCCUGGAUGCCUACAACAGCCUGACAGAGGAGGUGCUGCCCAAGCUGCACUCGGAUGCCGACUACCCCUGCGAUCUGGUGGGCAACUGGAACACCUGGUAUGGAGAGCAGGACCAGGCAGUGCACCUCUGGCGCUUCUCGGGCGGGUACCCGGCGCUGAUGGACUGCAUGAACAAGCUGAAGCAGAACAAGGAGUACCUGGACUUCCGUAAGGAGAGGAGCAAGAUGCUGCUGUCCCGCAGGAACCAGCUGCUGCUGGAGUUCAGCUUCUGGAACGAGCCCCUGCCCCGCCAGGGACCCAACAUCUACGAGCUGAGGACCUACAAGCUGAAGCCGGGGACCAUGAUUGAAUGGGGCAACAACUGGGCUCGGGCCAUCAAGUACCGGCAGGAGAACCAGGAGGCGGUGGGAGGCUUCUUCUCCCAGAUCGGGGAGCUCUACGUCGUGCACCACCUCUGGGCCUACAAGGACCUGCAGUCCCGGGAGGAGACCAGGAACGCAGCCUGGAGGAAGAGGGGCUGGGAUGAGAAUGUCUACUACACUGUCCCGCUGAUCCGGACCAUGGAGUCUCGGAUCAUGAUUCCCCUGAAGAUCUCCCCCCUGCAGUGAGCAGGGGUCUGCGUGGGGCCUCUGCCUGCACCUGGCUCCCUGCCUGCACUCCCUGCCUGCGCCCCAGCUCCCUGCCGGGGAGGGGUGCUGAGCCCCUCGGCACCCAGACCUCCCCUGUGGAGGGUGACGGCAGGGAGGGGUCUGAAGGGUGGGAGCCUCCCAGCCUGCAGUGUGUGCCCGAGCGUGGCAGGGGAUGGCACUGCCUGGGGGGGAGCCUUAACUACUCCUGCUGUGCCCAGCAGGGCCCUGCCUGGCCGUGGGACAUUGCCAAUUAAAUAUUUGAUACACCA
Molecule: messenger RNA, 1165 nt
Organism: Pogoniulus pusillus (Red-fronted tinkerbird)
Lineage: Eukaryota; Metazoa; Chordata; Aves; Piciformes; Lybiidae
Gene: NIPSNAP1
Product: nipsnap homolog 1
Exons: 10
Coding region: 75-875 (266 amino acids)
Biological process (GO): sensory perception of pain
Cellular component (GO): mitochondrion
Source: RefSeq, a predicted model, not a curated record